AUGCCCGCUAUCCGGAAGAUGUCUCUAUCUCCAGGCAACGUCUCUCCCUCCUUUUCAACAAAUCCUGUCAUCGAACGAACCCAGUCGCAAUGGCUCUUCACUCCGGUAGAGCUACUCCUAUCGCCAAGUAUCCUCGAAGGGAUGCCCGUUGUGCAAGAAUUGGCCAACAGACAAAAAGGUGUCAAUUUCAUCACACAAGUUGGCAUCAUGUUGAAGUUACCUCAGUUGACGCUUGCGACCGCAUCCAUCUAUCUGCACCGCUUCUUCAUGCGCCACGCCAUGGCACAGAGCAAUAAACCAGGCUUACACCAUUACUCGGUUGCAGCAACUGCACUGUUUCUGGCGACAAAGGUGGAAGAGAAUUAUCGUAAAAUGAGAGAACUGGUAGUGGCGUGCUGCCGUGUGGCUCAGAAACAACCCAACCUGGUGGUCGAUGAACAGAGCAAAGAAUACUGGAAAUGGCGAGACACCAUCCUUCACAAUGAGGACCUCCUCCUCGAAGCACUGUGUUUUGACCUGCAGCUGGAGCAGCCCUAUCGCAUCCUGCUUGACUUUCUACGAGUCUACGGGGUGCAGGAGAACAAGCAGUUGCGCAACACGUCUUGGGCAUUCCUCAACGACUCUCUGGUCACGACCAUGUGUUUGCAGCUGACCCCAAGUGCGAUCGCUGGCAGCGCUUUAUACAUGGGCCUCAAGUUCGCGGAGAUUACAUUGCCUGAUGAUGAAAAUGGGAGGCCGUGGUGGGAGCAGGUCAGCGUGGAUAUGUCAGACGUACAGCGAGGUUGCAACCUGAUGGCAGACGUGUACGAAAACCCAACAUUGCCGAGACAGGGCCAGAAAGAUGCGUACGUUAAGGACGAGGAUUUGUCCAUCUUCGAUCGAACGAGGCAUGUAGCCACGCCACAACCCGAGCGAUCACCUGCUGGGAGUGCAAGAAGCGGAAGCCAAGGAGUCAAGCGAGACAGGGAUGCCUUAGACGACCCUAACUCGGGCGAGUGGGGCAGCACUAUCGCCAGACGGCCUUCGACAGACAAUCAAUCACAGCCAUCAUCGAAGAGAGUACGUCGAGACUCUCGUGAUGAGAAUGGGGACAAAUCCGGGCGACCAUCGCAAAGAGUACCACCAAAUGUGGAUGAUCGAAUACGUGGCGAUUCAGGUCAAAGAGUUGAUGACGUUCAGAAACGCAUCGAUGAGAUUGUUAGCAACUCCUCAGCGUCCACGAGAAGGCAUUCUUCGUCCGCAUCUAACUGGAGUGGACCACCGCCCUCGUACAGCAAUGGUCAUCAAGACCGGUUGCCUCCGCAGAGCCGUCCGGACAGUCGCGACAAUGGCGUCUACAACCAAAGCGAUCUGUUCGAGCUUCCAAAGCCAACCAGUCGAGUACCUCCAGCUCAGAGUGAUGCCAGGGCGUCUCAACCCCCACGCCCAGAGCAAAAACAGAAUGGUGUGGAUGCGAUAGACGAUGCAGAAAAGGUCGACUACGGUAGUGAGGAAGGCGAAGUGUGAAUGGCACUGCGCAGACUACACUGACCUGGAUGUAUCGACGUGUUGCCGAGGGCCCAGGCUGAUGCUGAUGCUGAUAAAUUAAUCAAACUUUUACAGGCACGACUAAUCCUCGAUCCAAAGGGGCGGCGAAUGACAGGUGCGGGGGUGUGCGCAGUUUUCAUGGGGAAAAAACAACCAGCGGCAAACCCUCGGCCCAGAAUGACGUUGCCAUUCAAUGGAUUUCUAAUAAGCCGCAAUUGCGUGCUUGACUCGCCUGCGCAUAAGUUAUAUAAGACGCCACACUACCAUUGGGGUCUGUGUCCGUCCAUUUGCGUUAUACCCAAGCACAUCUACACCCAGCAGUCUCAUAUCAUCCACAACAAUGUCGUCGACCGCUACGCAGACCACCACCUCAACAACCCUCUCCGGCGUCCAAGAUUCCUCAUACGUCCCUCGAGGACCAGUCCGGACUAAGUUGAACUUCUUCAAAGACCCU
This is a messenger RNA of Exophiala viscosa, 1981 nucleotides long. RefSeq names its product DNA-directed RNA polymerase. Gene Ontology annotation, molecular function: cyclin-dependent protein serine/threonine kinase activator activity. Gene Ontology annotation, biological process: regulation of transcription by RNA polymerase II; positive regulation of DNA-templated transcription, elongation. Gene Ontology annotation, cellular component: cyclin/CDK positive transcription elongation factor complex; nucleus. Lineage: Eukaryota; Fungi; Ascomycota; Eurotiomycetes; Chaetothyriales; Herpotrichiellaceae. The record is from RefSeq and is a predicted model, not a curated record. The coding region runs from base 1 to 1506 and encodes 501 amino acids. The transcript is spliced from 2 exons.